AUGUGGCUCCUCACAGUGAACCAGGUCUUAAGGAAAAUGCAGAGACGCCACAGCAGUAACACGGAUAACGGUCCACCUGAAAGAAAUCGCAGCCAAGCGCUCAGCUCUGAGGCGAGCGUGGAUGAAGGCGGUGUCUUUGAGAGUCUGAAGGCAGAGUCGGCCUCCCCACCUGCGCUCUUCUCUGGUCUCCCCGGCCUCCCAGCGGGCAGCCUGCCCGCCACCCCGUUCCCGUCCAGCCUGGUGCUGGGGGCAUCAGCCGGAGGCGGGGACGUGUUCAUCCAGAUGCCUGCGUCCAGGGAGGAGGGGGGGGGCCGGGGCGAGGGGGGCACCUACCACCACCGCCAGCCCCACCACCACUUCCACCACAGCGGCCACCGCGGGAGCUCACUGCUGCAGCAUGUGGGUGGGGACCACCGCACCCACUCGGACGAGGGGGGUGACGAGCAGCCGGGGACACCCGCCCCUGCCCUGUCUGAGCUGAAGGCCGUGGUCUGCUGGCUCCAGAAAGGCCUGCCCUUCAUCCUGAUCCUCCUGGCCAAAGUGUGCUUCCAGCACAAGCUCGGCAUUGCCGUGUGCAUCGGGAUGGCUAGCACCUUUGCCUAUGCCAACUCCACGCUGCGAGAACAGGUCUCUCUGAAGGAGAAGAGGUCGGUGCUGGUCAUUUUGUGGAUCCUGGCCUUUCUGGCGGGGAACACCCUAUAUGUGCUCUAUACGUUCAGUUCCCAACAGCUGUACAACAGCCUCAUAUUCCUGAAGCCCAACCUGGAGACGCUGGACUUUUUCGACCUGCUGUGGAUUGUGGGCAUCGCUGAUUUUGUGCUUAAGUAUGUCACCAUUGCCCUCAAGUGCCUUGUCGUGGCCCUGCCCAAGAUCAUCCUGGCUGUCAAGUCCAAGGGAAAGUUCUAUCUGGUCAUCGAGGAGUUGAGCCAGCUGUUCCGAUCGCUUGUCCCCAUCCAGCUGUGGUAUAAAUACAUUAUGGGAGAUGACUCCUCCAACAGCUACUUCCUAGGAGGGGUCCUGAUUGUUCUCUACAGCCUCUGCAAGUCAUUCGACAUCUGUGGUCGUGUGGGCGGAGUUAGGAAAGCCCUGAAGCUUCUCUGCACCUCUCAGAAUUACGGCGUCCGGGCCACUGGGCAACAGUGCACGGAAGCCGGCGAUAUCUGUGCCAUCUGCCAGGCUGAGUUCCGGGAGCCUCUGAUCCUCAUGUGCCAGCACGUGUUCUGCGAAGAGUGCCUCUGCCUCUGGCUGGACCGGGAGCGCACCUGCCCGCUCUGCCGCUCAGUUGCCGUGGAUACCCUGCGCUGCUGGAAGGACGGGGCCACUUCGGCACACUUCCAGGUGUAUUAG
This is a messenger RNA of Odobenus rosmarus divergens (Pacific walrus), 1347 nucleotides long. It is a transcript of the gene RNFT2, whose product is annotated as ring finger protein, transmembrane 2. Gene Ontology annotation, molecular function: ubiquitin protein ligase activity. The coding region runs from base 1 to 1347 and encodes 448 amino acids. Lineage: Eukaryota; Metazoa; Chordata; Mammalia; Carnivora; Odobenidae. The transcript is spliced from 10 exons. Gene Ontology annotation, biological process: positive regulation of ERAD pathway. The record is from RefSeq and is a predicted model, not a curated record.